AUAAAAGCACUUCACUAUCUGCAAUGUUGACCCACGAUCAAGGCUUACGAUUACAGGAACAUAAAACAAGUUCUUCCUAUACUCAUAAUAUUUAACGAUUGCAAGUCAAAUAUAUCGUGUAUUGAGCAACACGCAACGUAAAGAAAGUGACCAAUAAACCUUACAUAGUUCGAUUAAUUAUUACACGUGCGUAGAGUGACAAAAAUUUUAGUUUUUUUAUUUACGGAAAAUCAGUAAAAAUGAUAACCACCAAAUGGCGAAAAAUCUUUCUCCUUUUCAUCUGUUCCUUCCGCUACACAGAAUCUGCGGAUUAUGACUUUGACACUGGAAACUUGGAAAACUUAGGUACAAAUAUUAACAGACAAGUCCAGGAAAGUCUCAGACCCCUUAAUAAUCUAGGUGCGACUAUUAAUCAGCGUGUGAAUAAAGAAUUAGAACCCCUUAAUAAUCUAGGUGUUACUAUUACUCAACGAGUCAAUAAAGAUUUAGAACCGGUGCGGCAAUUACCAUCAAAACUUGAUAAUUUAGGCUACACCAUAUCCCAGCAAGUGUAUGAGGGUCUGAGACCAGUCCGUGAGAUGCAGUCCCGAAUGAGAAUCAAGUUUGGGACUGAAGGAACUACUAUUGCAACUUUUCAAGAUAACAGACACUUUAUUAUACGAAAUAGUGUUAUGUACACAUGCGAGGGUCAAAUAUCUCAAGAAAACGGCAGCUGUUCUGGCAAUUUGAAAAAAGUUACAUUUAACAACGACAAAGAUUUUUGUUAUGCAAAUGUUAACGCCAUUAUUAACAAUUAUUACUGCAUUGGUAACGGUAAUGUAAACACCGGUUACGUCAACGGGAAAAUAUACUGCUCCAGCAAUGAUGGUAGUAAAACUUUGCUGAUUCCGGAACAGGAGUAUAAGAAACUUUGUGGAACAGUUGCAAAUAUGGUAACUUACAAAUACUUCACCAGUCUGAAAUUAGGAGAUCAUGAUAGUGGUGUUCAUUGUACAGGAAACGAGCCCAGAAUUGUUUGUACUAUGACCGAAAAUCGUCAAAAUAUCGGUACUAACAUCAUACAAGUAAAUGGUGGGUCCUAUAUCAGCACAAUAAAUUAAAUUUACUUAUUUUUUAACAAUUAUAUUUGCACUGAACGAAUAUAAUAAAUACUGAAUACAGGUUUGUAUCAAAAAUUAA
This is a messenger RNA of Tribolium madens (black flour beetle), 1179 nucleotides long. RefSeq lists its product as uncharacterized. Lineage: Eukaryota; Metazoa; Arthropoda; Insecta; Coleoptera; Tenebrionidae. The transcript is spliced from 5 exons. The coding region runs from base 240 to 1100 and encodes 286 amino acids. The record is from RefSeq and is a predicted model, not a curated record.